Brassica napus (rape) is the source of this 2890-nucleotide messenger RNA. RefSeq names its product exocyst complex component EXO70E2-like. The record is from RefSeq and is a predicted model, not a curated record. Gene Ontology annotation, biological process: exocytosis. Bases 801 to 2723 code for a protein of 640 amino acids. Gene Ontology annotation, molecular function: phosphatidylinositol-4,5-bisphosphate binding. Lineage: Eukaryota; Viridiplantae; Streptophyta; Magnoliopsida; Brassicales; Brassicaceae. The transcript has 2 exons. Gene Ontology annotation, cellular component: exocyst.
AUGGCCGAAUCGAUCUCAAAUUCUCAAUUAAGAUAUAUGGGGCGGCCAAGCCAUAAUAAGUCACCAAAGACAAAAAUAAUAAUCUCAAACCUUUCUCCAUCACAACGAAAUUACGAGCUCCCUUUCGCUCCUUAUACUAAUUCCCAUUUUUCAACUUUCUCUUAUAAUGAAGUUGCUUCCACGAACAUCUUUUUCUUUUUGCUACCUCUUCCGUAUAUUGAUCUCGCUUUAUCCUCUUUGAUUGUUACAGAAAGUGAAAUCAAAACCCUUUCUUUUUGAAGAUUCUGUUUUUUAGAUUAAAGAAGCAAGAAAGGGUUUCCAGAAAGGUGUUGACUUUGACUAUUUCUUCCGGGAUUGUAGGGGACUCUGUUUCUUUAGUGAGAGGGGGAUAGAAUGGUCUUGUGAGGAGGUUUGGUAAAAAGAUGUUGGAUUUGAAGAGGGCUUCAGUGAUCUAUUACCAUAAGUAUGUCAAGAGGGUUAUUAAGCUUGUCUAGUUUAUGGUUGUUACCAUGUUCAUGUGGGGAUUCCUCUUCCUCUCUGUCUACUUCAUUCCGGGUUCCCAGGUUUAAACUUACCUAGUGAUUACACAACAACAACACCCUUUUUAGUUUAUUAGAAAAGCUUCUCCUGUUCUAGCAUCUUUAAGGAUUUUGAUUUAAACAGUUUCUAUUAGUCUACCUUAGUCUUAUUCUGCUUCCUUCCCGUUUGUCGUUUCACCUGGAAACAACUUUUGAGUUUCCCUGUCUUCUUCUCUGUCUAUUUGGAGUUUGGUUUUAGGCUCUAGUCUUUGGUUUUUGGAUAUGGCAGGGCUUGAAUCCAAGCUUCCUGUUGUUCCUGGAGUGAAAAAUCAUGUCUUGGAGGCAUGUCACCAUGUCGUUAAGGCGCUGAGGGCAUCUGAUAACAACCUAGAUCCCAACUUGACAAAGCUUCUAAGUGACCUAGAGUCUCAUCUGUCAACACUUGAGAUCGUUGAUACCAAAGUUGUUGAAGAAGAUACAAGAUUCUCCGAGAUCAAGAAGAGAUUCAAAAAAGCUAAGAAGAUUAUCCUUGCCUGGGAACAAAACCAGUCCAUGAUAUUUGAAGCUGGUGUCUCUAUAGCUGAUCAGUUCUUCCAAGCCCUCCACGAUGUUCAAACACUUCUUUUGGGUUUCACAGCUUUGCCCAUCAGAACCAACAAGAAGGAGAAAGAUGUUUACAACCAAGCCGCGGUUGUUCUUGACAUCGCGAUGUUUAGGCUUGAGAAAGAGCUCUGCGAUGUCCUGAAUCAGUACAAACAGCAUGUACAGCCUCAGUACUUGUCUGUCAGUUCCCGUGGUAAAGAUAUCAUUUACGAUGAGUCCUUUGUCUCCCUAGAUGAUGUUGUCGUUGAAGCUACUGAUGACCAACAGAUACUGGGAUCCAAUAAUGUCGUUUUACUCGAUCCCCUCGUCAUUCCUCACAUCAAAGCUAUUGCAAAGGCGAUGUUUGCUUGCGACUAUGGUCAAGCAUUCCGCGAAGCUUUCAUCACCGUCAGAAGAGACGCUCUCGAUGAGUACAUGUCCACCACUCUCGAAAUGGAGAGAUACAGCUGCGUGGACGUUCUUGGAAUGCAGUGGGAGGACUUGAACUGUGAGAUGAGAAAAUGGACGAAGGUGUUAAAGAUCGUGACUCAGGUCUACCUCGCCAGCGAAAAACAGCUCUGCGACAAGAUCUUGGGAGACUUUGAGCCGAGUUCCGCCGCUUGCUUCGUCGAGAUCUCCAAAGAUACAGUACUAUCUCUCCUCGCCUUUGGCGAAGCUGUGUCCCUCAGAUCAUGCCAGCCAGAAAUGCUUGAACGCUUCCUCGGCAUGUACGAAGUCUCAGCAGAGCUUCUCUUGGACGUUGAUAACCUCUUCGGUGAUGAAACGGGGUCGUUUCUAAGAAUGGCUUUCCACGAGCUGGCGAAGACGCUAGCUGAUCGUACGGUUGCGACGUUCUUGAAGUUCAAAAACGCAAUAGCCUCUGAUGAAUCCACACGCGCCUUCUCUGGCGGCGGAAUACAUCACCUGACCAGGUAUGUAAUGAACUACUUGAAGCUUCUACCUGAGUACAAGGAUGCACUAAACACACUCCUCGAGAACAUACAAGUCGAUGACUCGAUCCCCGAGAAGACAGGACAAGACAUCCUCCCUUCCACGUUCUCUCCCAUGGCGAGACACCUCAGAUCAAUCGUCACAGCUCUAGAAUCCACCCUCGAACGCAAAGCUCAGCUCUACGCAGGGGAACCGCUCAAGUACAUCUUCCUGAUGAACAAUUGUCAUUACAUGGUCCAGAAGGUAAAAACGUCAGAGCUGAGACACUUCUUCGGAGACGAGUGGAUCAGGAAACACAUCGCGAGCUACCAACACAACGUCACAAACUACGAGAGAGCCACGUGGAGCUCUGUCCUAUCUCUGCUUAAAGAGAACAACAAAGACUCUGUUUCCACCUUGAGAGAAAGAUGCAGACUCUUCUGUGUUGCGUUCGACGAUGUUUACAAGAACCAGACACGCUGGUCGGUCCCUGAUCCCGAGCUGAGGGAUGAUCUUCACAUCUCGACCUCUGUCAAAGUUGUUCAGUCCUACAGAGGGUUUCUUGCAAGAAACGCAGCUAAAAUAGGUGAGAAACACGUGAGAUACACUUGUGAAGACAUUGAGAGUUUGCUUCUUGAUCUCUUUGAGUGUUUGCCUUCUCCAAGAUCAUUGCGCACCUCUCGUAGGAGAUGAUGAUAAUGAUGAUGACGACGACGACUCGAGCCUUUUAUUGACUCGAUCUUUUGUAUUUUUUUUCGUAUUCAGUGAUUUUGUGUAACAUGUUGUAAACUUGUAAUAUAUACUCUCGUCUCUUGGGGAUGUAAUUUGAUUUGCAAUAAUUGAAAAGUAAUCGUUUUUAA